This is a messenger RNA of Iphiclides podalirius (scarce swallowtail), 498 nucleotides long. NCBI's taxonomy places the organism in Eukaryota, Metazoa, Arthropoda, Insecta, Lepidoptera, Papilionidae. The record is from the annotation of a GenBank genome assembly.
AUGGGCAAGCAAAAAAUCGACGAAGGAGAAGUGGGUCAGUAUAUUGGAUUGGUACCUCAGAUUGGAUUGGACCAUGCGGCGGACUACGAAGCAGCUAGACCCGGGCUUAUGCCCCGGAGGGAUUCCAGGCCGACGAUUCAAGAUGUGUGCUCCAAAAUUAUAGAAGAUAAUGACAAAUUUCAAGUAAAUCUCGACGUCAAGCACUUCGGGCCUGAAGAAAUUUCGGUGAAAAUCGCGAAUGGAUGUUUCAUAGUCGAAGCCUUGCACGAGGAACGAGCGGACAAACACGGCUGGUAUACUUCGAGAAAUUUCAAGAGGCGUUAUCCCUUGCCGGGAGGCGUCGAUCUGGAUGCCGUGACAUCCACACUAUCUUCAGACGGAGUAUUGAGCAUCACGGCACCAAUAAAAACACCGAAGGAUAGCGAUGAAAGGAUCGUUCCCAUCGUUACCAUAGGGCCGAUGGAGAAGCAAGGUAGGAAGAAGGUAUUUGCGAAAUUC